This is a messenger RNA of Saccostrea cuccullata (small rock oyster), 3295 nucleotides long. RefSeq names its product src substrate cortactin-like. The transcript is spliced from 21 exons. The record is from RefSeq and is a predicted model, not a curated record. NCBI's taxonomy places the organism in Eukaryota, Metazoa, Mollusca, Bivalvia, Ostreida, Ostreidae. Gene Ontology annotation, cellular component: cortical actin cytoskeleton; actin filament; mitochondrion. Gene Ontology annotation, molecular function: actin filament binding; oxidoreductase activity. Bases 75 to 2537 code for a protein of 820 amino acids. Gene Ontology annotation, biological process: regulation of actin filament polymerization.
GUAUAUUAGCCUAACCCCGAAAGUGAAAGUAGCGGAAUCAACUUAUCAAGUCAAGGUCCUGAUUAUCUAAUCUAAUGACUUUUAAAGGAGUUUAUCGGCUGUUCAGAAAGACUACUCUGUUUCAGAAAAGAAUACAUCUGAUGUCCACUAAGUCUGACCAUCUCCAGAGAACAGCGGAGAAUUCCAGGGAUCAGGUGGUGUCUGUAGCCACAGUUAUAGGUAUGCGUGAUGAGUCCACUACAGUCAAAGGUCUGACCCUGAAAGUACAUGAAAGAUCCUUAUCCUUUAAGGCAGGCCAGUGGGUAGACACCUUCCUGCCAGGUUUGGAAAAAGUUGGAGGCUUCUCAAUGUGUUCAUCACCAGGAAUUCUUCAAAGGGAGGGAACUCUUGACCUAGCAGUCAAGUACAGCGAUCAUCCUCCAGCAAAGUGGAUCCACGAAAAGUGUAAAGUUGGUACUGAGCUUCAGAUCCGAGUCGGUGGUGAUGUUUACUUUGAUCCUGACCCAGAGAAACCUUCACCUGACCUUCUACUAAUAGCGGGGGGCAUCGGAAUCAAUCCUAUUCAUAGCAUCCUAUGUCAUGUGACCGAUCUUCUAGAAUCCCAUUGGACAAACUCCCCUAAACAUGUGUCUUUACUCUACAGUGCAUCAUCCAUGGAUGAACUUAUUUUUCAUGAGGACAUUAAAAGAUUGUGUAUAAAGAACCCAGGGUUCCUGUCUUAUAAGAGCUUUAUAACCAAAGACAAGUCCGAGAUGAGCAGUGAGAUUCAAGGUCAUAGAAUCUGCCGUGAUGACAUCCAGUCUGAGGUAGAGAGGAUGAAGUCACAUGACCUUACUGUGUUUAUAUGCGGUCCACCUCCCAUGAUACGUGACAUGGAAAAUAUACUGGAGUCUGUUGGAGUGCCGAGACAGAGAAUACAAUACGAAAAAUGGUGGUACAUGUGGAAGGCAUCAGCUGGGCACAAUGUGAAGGCGGGGAUUCCCCCGACUAAUGAUGAAGACGACGACUGGGAGACUGAAGCAGAUUUUGUGAAUGAUGUAAGUGAACAGGAACAGAGAUGGGGAGCCAAGACGAUCGAGGGGUCGGGUCACCAGGGGUCGCUCAGCCUGUCCCAGCUCAGACAGGACGUGUCCCAGGACGAUAAAACUGUCAAACAGAAACAGAUGGAGGAGGGACCUAAAGCUUCCUAUGGUUACGGAGGCAAGUUUGGAGUGCAGAAAGACAGAAUGGACAAGUCGGCCAUGGGAGCAGACUACGUGGCAGAAGUAGGAAAACACAGCAGUCAGACGGAUGCUUCCCGGGGAUUCGGGGGGAAGUUUGGUGUGCAGAAAGACAGGCAGGAUAAGGCAGCAGUUGGGUUUGAUUAUGCUGGUAAAACAGAUAAACAUCAGUCUCAAACAGAUUAUUCUACGGGUUUUGGAGGGAAGUACGGAGUUCAGUCCGAUCGCAAAGAUAAGUCAGCGGUCGGAUGGGAGCAUCAAGAAAAAGUUGAAAAACAUCAAUCACAACAAGAUUACUCUAAGGGGUUUGGAGGUAAAUACGGGGUACAGAAGGACCGUCAGGAUAAAGCUGCCGUGGGGUGGGAGCACCACGAACAAGUCGACAAGCACGAGUCACAAAAAGAUUAUUCCAAAGGUUUUGGUGGGAAGUUUGGUGUACAGAAAGACAGGCAGGAUAAAUCAGCGGUAGGCUGGGAGCACCACGAACAAGUAGACAAACACGAGUCCCAAAAAGACUACUCCCGUGGUUUUGGUGGUAAGUACGGUGUACAGACAGACAGACAGGACAAGUCAGCUGUGGGGUACAGCAGUCAUGAGAAGGUCCCCCUCCACCCCUCCCAGACAGACAUGAGUAAAGGCUUUGGGGGAAAGUUUGGAGUGGAUUCAGAAAACAAAGACAAGUCUGCUGGGUCGUACAAUGAUAUGCAGGGAGUGUCAUCAUCUUACACCAGGACACAGGCCGAUUCAAGUUCAGAGGGAGCUAAAAAUAUCAAAGCUCGCUUUGAGAAUAUGGCCAAGUCAGGAGAAGAGGAGGCGAAGAAGAGGGCAGAGGAGGAGGAGAGGAAGAGGCGAGAGGCCCGCGAGGAGAGGGAACGAGAGGAGCAGAGGAGGCAGCAGGAGGAGAGGUUAAAUAAAGAGAGUUGGGAGGAAGAACAGAGAGCAGCCAGUCAACCAGAACCUGAACCCGAACCCGAACCAGAGCCGCAACAAGAGGAAUACGGAGACGUGUCUUAUCAACAAGUACACAAGGAGGAAGUGCCUCCCGUUGAGGAACCAGAGGAGCUGUAUGAGGACACCACUCCUCAAGAUGAUUACGAGGACGUACAGGAACCUCCUGCAGCAGCCCCACCUAGUGGAGCAGGGGGACUAACUGCUGUGGCUGUCUAUGACUACCAGGCUGCUGACGAUGAUGAAAUUUCUUUUGACCCUGAUGACAUUAUUACAGAUAUUGAACAGGUGGAUGAGGGAUGGUGGAGGGGUUCAUGCCGCGGUAAGAACGGACUUUUCCCAGCCAACUACGUGGAACUCCAGCAGUAAAUCCUGUGAUAAGGACCUCACCAAUAGUGGUUCAAGCCAGACACAUUACUAUAGCAUCAUCAUGUAAACAAUUACUGAUAUUGUAAACAUCACAUUAUCAUGUAACACAUUUAUUGAAAAAGCCAUUACUAUCUUAUCAAAAACAGGUUUCAUUCUCUAUAUAAAUUUAAGAUUAUUUUUUACCAUAUUCUUAUGAAUUUAAAUAUUUGAUAUAUUGUCUUCCUUUGAAUGUUUCCGAAACCAAUUGUACAUGUUUAUAGAGAGUUUUGAAUGCCAGGAGCAUAGAAUACAUGUUAUGAUGUUUUAUUGUGUAUCAGAAUUUAAGAUAUUGUUUUAUAUUCACUAAUCAUGGUGAACAUGAGAAUUUGUAUGUAUGAAUAUUUAUUAUAACUGCUGUAUUCACAUUUAUAGCAUUUGUAUCAAUUUUGAACAAAAAAAAAUCAUAAAAUGCAAAGCUACUGUAAACAAAGUUUUACACAGAAGAAAAUGAUCAAAAAAGCAAAACCUGAUUCAUUUGUACAUUAUAUUUUAUUCCGAAUGUUAAGAUGAUUUAUUUUUAAUUAGGUAGGCUAGAUUUGGAUAUUUUUAAUUUGUUAACCUAUAUUUGGACAAUUGUCAGUCACUUCCGUGGAUACUGCAUUCCAAUAUAAAUGUGAUUAAUCCUAAACAGUGGGAAUUCUCUUGCUGGUUACAUAUCUGUGUGGAAAAUAUAAUGCAUAAAAAGUUUUCUUUUCAAAUAAAAAUUUGAUAUGAAGUUA